This is a messenger RNA of Tarenaya hassleriana, 1649 nucleotides long. RefSeq names its product protoheme IX farnesyltransferase, mitochondrial-like. The coding region runs from base 126 to 1427 and encodes 433 amino acids. Gene Ontology annotation, biological process: heme biosynthetic process. The record is from RefSeq and is a predicted model, not a curated record. NCBI's taxonomy places the organism in Eukaryota, Viridiplantae, Streptophyta, Magnoliopsida, Brassicales, Cleomaceae. The transcript has 7 exons. Gene Ontology annotation, cellular component: mitochondrial membrane; mitochondrion. Gene Ontology annotation, molecular function: protoheme IX farnesyltransferase activity.
AAAGUCGCUGUGGCCCGAAGCGUGGAAGUAAUCGCUAAUCAGGAUUGAGAACACAGGCGAUGAGGUAUCCGUGAUUGUUCCCCAUUGUUUAUCGCCUUGUAGAUCAGGGCCGACCGGAAAUUACGAUGUGGCGAAGAUCUGCUGUUUCGUGUUUUUCUUCGAGGAUCUCCUUGUCCUCCUCUUCGCCAAACCCUAGAUUGAUUCCCUGGUCCUGCGCAUUUCGUGCCGUCAACAGCGUCUCUGAUCCUCCGCUUUCGUCGGAAUCAGCUGCUAAGCUUGCGAUUCCGGCGGAAACGUCUGAUAGGGUUCGAGCUUUUGCAUCAACCACCACCGCCGGUGAAAUUUCGUCGAGAGUUGCGGCGACGGUAGGAUUAGGGAACCACUACGCUCGCUGCUAUUGGGAGCUUUCUAAAGCCCGACUCAGCAUGCUUGUUGUUGCGACUUCUGGAACUGGGUAUAUUCUUGGAACUGGAGAUGCUGCAAUAGACUUUGCCGGGCUUUGUUACACUUGUACUGGUACGAUGAUGGUUGCAGCUUCUGCUAACUCCUUGAAUCAGAUUUUUGAGAUAAGCAAUGAUGCCAAGAUGAAGAGGACAAGGCAAAGGCCGUUGCCUUCAGGACGCAUCAGUGUACCACAUGCUGUUGCGUGGGCAUCUUUUGCCGGUGCUGCUGGUGCUUCUUUGUUGGCUUGCAAGGCUAAUAUUCUGGCUGCUGGACUUGCAUCUUCCAAUCUUUUCCUUUAUGCCUUUGUUUAUACUCCGUUGAAGCAGCUUCACCCUAUCAAUACAUGGGUGGGGGCUGUUGUUGGUGCUAUCCCACCCUUGCUUGGGUGGGCUGCAGCCUCUGGUCAGAUUUCACUCAAUUCAAUGAUUCUUCCGGCUGCUCUAUAUUUUUGGCAGAUCCCUCACUUCAUGGCCCUUGCAUACCUGUGCCGUAAUGAUUAUGCUGCAGGAGGGUAUAAGAUGUUCUCGCUUUUUGAUCCUUCUGGACAGAGGACAGCUGCAGUGGCUCUUAGGAACUGCUUGUACAUGAUUCCUCUCGGUUUCUUAGCCUAUGAUUGGGGUUUGACAUCAGGUUGGUUUUGCAUGGAAUCAACAGUCCUCACCCUUGCAAUUGCUGCUACAGCAUUUUCAUUCUACCGAGACCGAACCACUCAGAAAGCAAGGAAGAUGUUCCAUGCAAGCCUUCUCUUCCUCCCCGUUUUCAUGUCGGGUCUCCUUUUGCAUCGAGAAACUGGUAACAAUCAGCAUCGCCUGGAAGAAGUCGGUUUAACGAAGCUUUCAGCAUAUGAAACAAGAGAUGGUGAGGAUAAAACUCGCAGUCAGAAAAAGAGAAAGGCCACACAGGGACAGGGUCGCCCCCCUGUGGCCUACGCUUCUGUUGCACCCUUCCCUUUUCUGCCGGCUCCUUCCUUCUCCUCUUCCUAAAACAUUGCAGAGUUCUUUUUUUUUUGGUUGAUACAAAUCUGAAAGCAUUCAAUGAGUUUGAAGUUGAGAAUAAGAAAGGGGAUGAUGCAUGUAAGUUAAAGAUUUGCCUCAACUCCUUUUUUUUUUUUUUUGUGAUCCCAUAAGGUAAGACCAUGAGACUGUAUACCAAUGCAUUUUCUGGCUUACUUACAGCAAACCCAUGUCGGUUUUGCCAGUUCCUAA